AUGAAGAUAAGGACAACGAAACGGGAAGUUUACGAGCCCAAUCCCUGCGAGAAUGGGGCAGCCUGCCUCAAUGUUCUGGCCGACGAAUCCUUCUCAUGUGAGUGUUGCACUGGCUUUUCAGGACCUAAACUUGUCUUAAUAGUGUGGAGGUUGGUAACAGCAGAUGGUGAGGAGGAGACGACUUCAGCAGGACCUUGCCAUCCGAACCCAUGCCACAACAGAGGAAUAUGUGAAAUCAGUGAAACCUACAGAGGCGACACGUUCAUAGGUUACGUCUGCAAGUGUCCAACCGGCUUCAACGGGAUCCACUGCCAACACAAUGUUAACGAAUGCGAGAAAGAACCUUGUAAAAAUGGGGGCAUCUGCACAGAUCUGGUUGCCAACUACUCUUGCGAAUGCCCUGGGGAGUACAUGGGAAGGAACUGCCAAUACAAAUGCUCUGGACCACUGGGCAUGGAGGGGGGCAUCAUCUCCAACCAGCAGAUAACAGCCUCGUCCACCCACCGUGCUCUGUUCGGCCUGCAGAAAUGGUACCCCUACUUUGCCCGGCUCAACAAGAAGGGCCUGGUCAACGCCUGGACGGCUGCCGAGAACGACAGAUGGCCCUGGAUCCAGAUUAACCUACAGAGGAGGAUGCGGGUCACCGGACUAAUUACCCAGGGUGCAAAGCGUAUCGGCAGCCCAGAGUACGUCAAGUCUUACAAAGUGGCCUCCAGUGACGAUGGCAAGACCUGGAGGACAUACAAAGUCAAGGGCACAGAUGAGGACAUGAUAUUCCGUGGAAAUGUGGAGAACAACGCUCCCUCUGCCAACUCCUUCACCCCUCCCAUUGAAGCACAGUACGUGCGCAUCUACCCCCAGGUCUGUAGGAGACACUGCACCCUGCGCAUGGAACUGCUCGGCUGUGAGCUCACAGGCUGCUCUGAGCCCAUGGGGAUGAAGUCUGGCCACAUCCAGGACUACCAGGUCACAGCGUCCAGCCUCUUUAGAACACUCAACAUGGACAUGUUCACCUGGGAGCCCGGCAAGGCCCGUCUUGACAAACAGGGCAAGGUCAAUGCCUGGACGUCUGGACACAGUGACCAAUCCCAGUGGCUACAGGUUGACAUGCUCCUGCCUACUAAAAUUACCGGCAUCAUCACCCAGGGGGCGAAGGACUUUGGCCAUGUCCAGUUCGUGGGCUCCUACAAGGUGGCCUACAGCAACGAUGGAGAGAGGUGGCUCGUAUAUCAAGAUGAAAAACAGAGGAAGGACAAGGUGUUCCAAGGAAACUUUGACAAUGACACGCACAGAAAGAACGUGAUAGAUCCGCCCAUCUACGCCCGAUUUGUCCGGAUCCUUCCAUGGUCGUGGUACGGAAGGAUCACUUUGCGUGCAGAGUUACUGGGAUGCACAGAGGAAGAGUGA
This is a messenger RNA of Salvelinus namaycush (lake trout), 1407 nucleotides long. RefSeq names its product EGF-like repeat and discoidin I-like domain-containing protein 3. NCBI's taxonomy places the organism in Eukaryota, Metazoa, Chordata, Actinopteri, Salmoniformes, Salmonidae. The coding region runs from base 1 to 1407 and encodes 468 amino acids. Gene Ontology annotation, molecular function: calcium ion binding. The record is from RefSeq and is a predicted model, not a curated record. The transcript is spliced from 11 exons.